This is a messenger RNA of Phodopus roborovskii (desert hamster), 958 nucleotides long. It is a transcript of the gene Hsd17b6, whose product is annotated as hydroxysteroid 17-beta dehydrogenase 6. The transcript is spliced from 4 exons. Gene Ontology annotation, molecular function: oxidoreductase activity. Lineage: Eukaryota; Metazoa; Chordata; Mammalia; Rodentia; Cricetidae. The coding region runs from base 5 to 958 and encodes 317 amino acids. The record is from RefSeq and is a predicted model, not a curated record.
CAAAAUGUGGUUCUAUCUGGUGACCCUUGUGGGCCUUUACCACCUUCUGCGUUGGUACCGUGAGAGUCAGGUGGUGAGCCAUCUCCAAGACAAGUAUGUCUUCAUCACGGGCUGCGACUCGGGCUUUGGAAACCUGCUGGCCAGACAGCUGGACAGGAGAGGCAUGAGGGUGCUGGCUGCAUGUCUGACAGAGAAGGGAGCCGAGGAGCUGAGGAACAGGACAUCAGACAGGCUGGAGACAGUGAUCCUUGAUGUCACCAAGACAGAGAGUAUUGUGGCAGCCACUCAGUGGGUGAAGGAACGAGUUGGGAACAGAGGACUCUGGGGUUUGGUUAACAACGCAGGCAUUCCCCCGGAAUUUUCCUACCUUGAGUGGCUACAACCUAAGGACUCCAUGGCUGUCUUUCAAGUGAACCUCAUUGGUCUGGCCCACAUGACGCUGAGCAUGCUUUCCUUGGUGAAGAAGGCUCAGGGCAGGAUUGUCAACGUCUCCAGUGCUUUGGGAAGACUCGCUUUUUUUGGAGGAUUCUACAGUUGCUCCAAGUACGGGGUUGAAGCGUUUUCGGAUAUACUAAGGCGUGAGAUUCGAAGUUUUGGGGUGAAAGUCAGCAUUAUUGAACCUGGGAACUUCAGAACCAGAAUGACGGACACAGAGCUAAACAUGGAGAGAAUCAAGAAAGUCUGGGAAGCAGCCCCUGAGCAUGCCAAGGAAUCCUAUGGACAGCAGUUCUUUGACCAUUUUUGCAGAGUCACCAGAGAAGGCUUGAUGAAGAGCUGCGCUGACCUGAGCCCAGUCAUCAACUGCAUGGAGCAUGCUCUGACCUCUGCGCAUCCACGCACCCGAUAUUCUGCUGGCUGGGAUGCCCGGCUUAUCUUCAUCCCUCUAUCUUAUUUGCCUACGUCACUGGUAGACUACAUACUAACCAGAUCUAUACCCAAGCCAGCUCAAGCAGCUUGA